This is a messenger RNA of Camelina sativa (false flax), 816 nucleotides long. NCBI's taxonomy places the organism in Eukaryota, Viridiplantae, Streptophyta, Magnoliopsida, Brassicales, Brassicaceae. The record is from RefSeq and is a predicted model, not a curated record.
AUGAAACGUAAGGUAGAAGCUGCGAGCAGUCCAAGUAUGUUAGAACUGAUUCUGAUGAAGACCCACCCUCAAAAGAAACUCCUUAAGCUAGGUCGUAACGAGGACGAGGACGAUCAGAAAGACAAGGUAGAGGCGUUGCCUACUGAUCUAGAGGUGGAGAUACUGAGUAGAUUGCCGUCAAAGUCUCUGAUGAAGCUCCGAUGCGUGUCCAAGAUUUGGUCUUCCAUCAUCCGAAGCCAGAGAUUCGUCGAUUCCUUCUACGCUUUGUCCUCUACGCGAUCGCGUUUCACAGUCGCUUUCAGUAGCGGUAUAUACGCCCUCGAUGCCACAAGGCGUUUGUUCAUCUUUUCAUCUUCCUUCGAGGAAGAAGAUUUAUCUUCUUCUCCUUCUUCUUUGGUUGCCAAGCUAGACAUGAUAAUACCUUCUGUGUCCAGGACCUACCCCUACAGGUGUCCUUCCAUCCACGGCUUUGUCGGUUGUGCUAAUACCUCCAAGUUCAUUGUAUGUAACCCGAGCACGAAGCAAGUCAUUACCUUACCCAUUCAAGGAGACCGCGCAUCAUUGGGAUAUGAUCCUGUCGGUCGUCAAUUCAAAGUGUUGAACCUGGUCACUGGUCCUGGCGAGUUUCGUAGUUAUCUAGUGCACGAGUUUAUAACACUUGGAGCUGGAGGAGAAGUAUCACGCAAUCAGGUUACCACCGCGAAUUAUGUCCCUGUAACCGAUGGAGUUUACAUCAAUGGUUCCCUCUAUUUUGCUGCUUGGUCCCCUAAGCUAAGAAUGGAUCCGGUCGUUGUGACGUUAGAUACGAGACCAUAA